Messenger RNA from Papilio polytes (common Mormon), 1142 nucleotides. It is a transcript of the gene SERCA, whose product is annotated as calcium-transporting ATPase sarcoplasmic/endoplasmic reticulum type-like. Gene Ontology annotation, molecular function: P-type calcium transporter activity. The transcript has 5 exons. Gene Ontology annotation, biological process: intracellular calcium ion homeostasis; calcium ion transmembrane transport. The record is from RefSeq and is a predicted model, not a curated record. Lineage: Eukaryota; Metazoa; Arthropoda; Insecta; Lepidoptera; Papilionidae. Bases 86 to 646 code for a protein of 186 amino acids.
CCCGGUGCAGCUGCUGUGGGUGAACCUGGUGACGGACGGUCUGCCCGCUACCGCGCUCGGCUUCAACCCCCCCGACCUCGACAUCAUGGACAAGCCCCCGCGCAAGGCCGACGAGGGUCUCAUCUCCGGCUGGCUGUUCUUCAGAUACAUGGCUAUCGGUGGGUACGUGGGCAUGGCGACUGUGGGCGCGGCGUCGUGGUGGUUCAUGUACUCCCCGUACGGGCCGCAGAUGACGUACUGGCAGCUCACGCACCACCUGCAGUGUCUCAGCGGAGGAGAUGAAUUCAAGGGCAUCGACUGCAAGAUCUUCACGGACCCGCACCCGAUGACGAUGGCGCUGUCGGUGCUGGUAACCAUCGAGAUGUUGAACGCGAUGAACAGCUUGUCGGAGAACCAGUCACUGGUGACGAUGCCGCCCUGGUCCAACAUGUGGCUGGUGGGCUCCAUGGCGCUCUCCUUCACCCUCCACUUCGUCAUUCUAUACGUCGAGGUCCUCUCGGCGGUGUUCCAGGUGACGCCGCUGUCGGUGGACGAGUGGGUGACGGUGAUGAAGUUCUCCAUCCCCGUGGUGUUGCUGGAUGAGGUGCUCAAGUUCGUGGCGCGCAAGAUCUCCGACGUGAACGAGGUGGUCGUUGACAAGUGGUAACCGACCCACCAUCGAUCGAUCAGUACAUAGUCCCUCUGCCACUCGGACCGCCCCCGACUCCCGAUAUUACCAUUGGCUUUUAGUUUCCGCAAAAGUUGACUCGGGAGCCCGCCGCCGCAGCUGCGAUCACCGGAGAGGACGUGUUCAUAACGUGUAUAUACAGUAUACUUAGGAGGUUUAAUCGUUUUGUUAAAUUACGUUGUUUUCUCAAAGACUACAUGGUGCCCGUCGACAGAAGCAGUGCGAUAAACUAUUGUGUACUUAAGUUGACAGCAUGCUAUUAAUUUAUUAUUAUAUUUUUAUGUUAUAUCUAGUUUGCUUAUCUAGAGUCGAAUCUAUACUUCUAUUAGUGCUGACGCCUCGACGAGCAAUAUGGUGUCUGUAAGGGAAGGAUAUACAUAUUAUCCAGUGUUCGGGACCUAAGAGGUCCAAAAAUUAAACAUACCUGUACAUUUUAAUGUAUUAUUGUUUUGUACAAUAAAUCGUUAUAAAAUUA